CAUUCGACUUUUGAAAUCCGCCUCGAACGCUUCGAAAAUUCCCAGCGAGUCGGACGUGUGUGUGGAGCUGCGGCGUACGGUUUCUGUUUCUGUCUGUCUUGGUCUCCUUGGUCUUGGUCUUGCUCUUGGUCUCAUCCCCCGUGCGUGUGUGUGUGUAUAUUUGGAAGUAAGUUACCCCAAGAAAAAAUCGUCGGUGUUGCGGUUUUUCUUUGUCUCCCUGCCAAUUUCGUGUGACCCCCGAAACGAAAGUGCGACUCGCCGUGCGGUAAAGCAACAGCGAUCCAUAUCCAGAUCCGUAUAUAUAUAUAUAUCAGUUCAACUUAAUCCGCACCCACGACAAACAAAGCACCAUGAGCUGGCAAGAUUAUGUGGACAACCAACUCCUGGCCUCGCAGUGCGUGACCAAGGCGUGCAUCGCCGGCCACGAUGGCAACAUUUGGGCGCAGUCCAAUGGCUUUGAGGUGACAAAAGAGGAGCUCUCCAAACUGAUCAGCGGCUUCGAUCAGCAGGACGGUCUCACCAGCAACGGCGUGACACUCGCCGGCCAGCGGUACAUUUACCUUUCCGGCACAGACCGCGUGGUGCGCGCCAAGCUCGGCAGGAGCGGAGUGCACUGCAUGAAGACAACACAAGCCGUGAUCGUUUCCAUCUACGAGGAUCCCGUUCAGCCCCAGCAGGCCGCUUCCGUUGUAGAGAAACUUGGAGAUUAUCUGAUUACUUGCGGGUACUAGGAGAAUAAAUCAACACAAAACACCCCCAUCAACCACAACAACACACACACACACCAACAACUACAACUACAACAGCAGCAACAAAUUUGAUAAGAGCGAACCGUAAAUGAACUAAUAACACAUAAAAAGUAAUUAUUAAUAUUUAAAUGUAUGGUAAAGAAAACCAACGGCCAAGAAAGAAUUUGCGGUUUUUUGUGUGUAGCAGAGGAAAUGGAUCGAGUAAAAAUGCAUAUGCUUGAAAAAAAAAUUAUGUCAAAAAACGCAAAUAAUUACCCAACUACAACAAAAUUAUAAAUUUCUGCAUUAUUAUAUUUAAAACUUUUUGGUUUAUACGAUAAAAAUAAAAGGAAAAACACAAAACUA
Messenger RNA from Drosophila santomea, 1094 nucleotides. It is a transcript of the gene chic, whose product is annotated as profilin. The transcript is spliced from 4 exons. The record is from RefSeq and is a predicted model, not a curated record. Bases 351 to 731 code for a protein of 126 amino acids. Gene Ontology annotation, molecular function: actin monomer binding. Lineage: Eukaryota; Metazoa; Arthropoda; Insecta; Diptera; Drosophilidae. Gene Ontology annotation, cellular component: cell cortex.